Messenger RNA from Ilex paraguariensis (yerba mate), 1074 nucleotides. NCBI's taxonomy places the organism in Eukaryota, Viridiplantae, Streptophyta, Magnoliopsida, Aquifoliales, Aquifoliaceae. The record is from the annotation of a GenBank genome assembly.
AUGACCGUGGCAACAGGAAGAACAACAAGGGUGAUAGGAUGGUACCAUUCGCAUCCUCAUAUCACAGUUCUCCCUUCCCAUGUCGAUGUGCGGACUCAGGCUAUGUAUCAACUUCUUGAUCCUGGGUUCAUUGGGUUGAUAUUUUCUUGUUUUAGUGAAGAUGCGCACAAGGUGGGAAGAAUCCAAGUUAUUGCAUUCCAGUCCUUGGAUGGGAAGCAGAAUCACAUGUUGAGACCUGUUUCUCUAUCUCCUGUGCGCAGAAGUUCUGUUAUAGAUAUAGAAUCUUCUAUAAGUUCCUCUGAGAACUCACUGACAAGAUCUGGAUCUGCAAGGGCCGAAAGCCUUGAACAGGACACAGGUGAUUCAAGAACAGCUGCUGGGGCUUCUAAGGGUGGGCGAAGAUCAUCAGACUUGGGGGGUUUCUUCGCUAACGCUGAUGCCAACUAUCUAGGGAGAGACAUAACUGGAGAAAGGCACCACAUCAACAGCUUAGAAAACACCAUCACUGAUAUAGACCCCAUGGAUAUGUCAGAAAGUAUGCAAGAAGCAAUGCACCGUUCAAAUCUGGAAAUGAGUGGUGCAGAAUUUGUCAGGAAGGAAAUUCCGCUUUAUGUUUUGCCAACCUUAUCUCUUCUCAAUCUCGAUUCGCCAUUGACUUCCUUUAUAGAUUUGCAACGUGUAUUGUAUGAGGAGGAGCGGACUGCAUAUAAUCAAGCAAUCUUACAGAACAUGAGGGAUGGGAAAGUGCACCCUCUUUCUUUCAUUCAUCAUACAUCAACAUAUGAGUCUUCCAUGUGCAAAUUAAUGGAGUAUUGCUUAAGUCCUGCCAUAAACGCUCUCCAGGAUCGGUUGAGAGAAAAUGAAAUCCGGUUAAAGAUGCUGACUGAUGAAGCCAAGAACUUGGAGACCGAGGCCUUCAGAGGGAGCGAGCCAAUUUCAAUAUCCCCUCGCAAUGUUCCAUCUCGUGGACUCCGAGGUAGCCCUUCAUUUGGUCAUAGGGACUUGUAUAUACCCGAAUCAGGGAGUUUGAGAAAUGCCACAGGUCCUGGUAGCUGUAGUAGGAAAGGGUCUUAA